UAUCAUGAAUUAUUGUUAUCGCCUAUUUCCGUAACACUUUUUGAUGCAAAGAAACGUUUUAUUAUUUCAAUUAUAAUGAAAUGUAUAAUUCAAUUAAUUCAACAAACACGAAUAGUGCCCUUGAUCGGCCGAUACACUCUUCCAACGUCAUUUUGUCUAAAUCCGAUGUUGCGUGCGUUUAUUCGAAAGUGAUUAUCAUAAAUUUAGUGUCGUCGAAUUGUAAUAAUAAUUAUCAUAAAAUGAAAAGAAAAUAGACUGUUCGACGUUCGUAUUGGAGGAUUGAUCAGUUCGUCUUUCAUAUUUACCCUUAGGUACUACUUUACAAUAAUAACACCCCUGCGCUUCGUGUAUUGUUUUGUUUCUAUCCACAUGAGUAGCAGCUAUGUCCACACAAGAAAAGUUUGCGGCGGCUAUAAACGUCAUUAGGAGUUUACCAAAAAAUGGUGCAUACCAACCAUCCAAGGAUCUCCUGCUUCGUUUUUAUGCAUAUUUCAAACAAGCAACUAUAGGACCUAACAAUCAGCCCAAACCCAGCUUUUGGGAUGUUGUUAAUCGAGCAAAAUGGCAAGCUUGGUAUAAUUUAGGAGAUAUGUCAAAAGAGAAAGCAAUGCAAGAAUAUGUCGAUGAGUUAAAAAAGAUUGUAGAAACUAUGGCUUAUACAAAUCCUGUGGCCGAUUUUGUGUCUAGCUUGGAUUCAUUCUAUGAAUCAGUUUCCAUUGAUGACUUAGAAAUGGUGGUUGGUCCAAUUGAACGAGGCAAUUUAAUAGAAAAAAAUAGUUGCAGUUUAAUUUCAAUAAAUGAACAUCAAGAUAUAGCAGACACAGAAAUAGAUGAAGAAUGUUUUCAUGAUGUAUUUGACAAUUUGUCAAGUGGAGGAGAGCGUUUGAUCAAUAGUCAAACGGUUAGUCAAUAUUUAAGUUCCAGUGACUACAUUGAAGAUUUUGUGCCCGAAAAUUGCAUUCCAAUAUCUCAACAAAAUGGGAAUAGUAUGAUGCAGUUACAAUAUUCAAAUGACUUUUUAGAUGAAUUUAAAUUACAAAUAAGAAAUACGGUAUCAACUAUGAAGUAUGAUCUGGAUAUUAUAACAAAUAGAGUUGUUAAAAUAGAACUAAAAUUAGAUGAGAUAAAAAAAUCAAGAGAACGAAAACAUUAUCAAACUUCAUACUUUAAUUUAUUCCAGAUUGCAGUCCUACUUGGUUGGCCCAUUAUUGUUCAGCUAAUAUUCAAUUGGUUUAAAAGGCAAAAUAGACAAAAAGCCUUAAACGUAAAAACUUUGUGAUAUUAUAUGUUCAGCUUAAAAGUGAUAAAAGUUUAGUGAUACCGUUAAAUAACUGUUUACGUUAAGUAGUUAUAUACUCUUAGGUAUCAAAAAAAUGUGUUUUAUCUACAAAAAAUUACUUUCAUAAGAAACAAAGAAUUGUUGAUAAUUUUACCAUAAUUUUUUUACCUAUGUAAGA
This is a messenger RNA of Myzus persicae (green peach aphid), 1457 nucleotides long. RefSeq names its product acyl-CoA-binding domain-containing protein 5. Gene Ontology annotation, molecular function: fatty-acyl-CoA binding. The record is from RefSeq and is a predicted model, not a curated record. Gene Ontology annotation, biological process: fatty acid metabolic process. Bases 383 to 1279 code for a protein of 298 amino acids. NCBI's taxonomy places the organism in Eukaryota, Metazoa, Arthropoda, Insecta, Hemiptera, Aphididae. The transcript is spliced from 7 exons.